Messenger RNA from Vitrella brassicaformis, 1814 nucleotides. The record is from the annotation of a GenBank genome assembly. NCBI's taxonomy places the organism in Eukaryota, Vitrellaceae.
GUUUCCAUAUCUGCACUCCUCGUCUCUUGUAGCUAUCGGCCCACUAGCUCUACGCACGCCAUCUACUCCUUCUUUCUGUAGUAAGGCUUGUUGUGUCUCAGGGGCGCCGGAGGCCCCGGGGCUCGUUGCGCGUUGGAGGGCCGUUGGAGGAUCCUGACGGGCCUCGUCUGUCCUGGCACCAGAUGGGUGGCCCCGCUUGGCGGCGACGCAGAGAAGGGGUGCGGCCUCUCCACCCCCGGACCUGCACACACAAAGAUGGACAGUCAGUCCUUUCAUUCCUGUACUUGUCAUCGUCUUUGUCCUUCCUUGAGUCUACCUGCUGGUCCCGCCGUGCCCCGAGAGCUGCUCGCCCCCAUCUGAGUCGACGCCAGGCCACCGUUGGGGUGGACACCUAGGCACACGACAGAAUAGCGAGAUAGAUGAGAUGCUCUCAUGCACCUCUCCGUCACUGUGUACACCUUCUCUGGUGCAUACAUACCUGCAGUAUCUUGUGCCGUGCUGGGUAUCUUCUUCUUGGGUUCGGUCGGCGGCAAAAAUAUCGGCGGGCGGCCGCUGCUGCUGCUGCUGCUGCCGCUAAACUCCUCUCGACUACCCUGACAGACCGACAGCCCACACACAGACACAUCGAUGAUGGACAGACAGAUGACUUGCAGCAAGGUACUGUGCGCACGCCUGUGUCCUUUGCUCGCCUGUGGUGCUGCCCUCUGAUCCCCCCGGCCCCCAUGCCCGUACCCGCCCCCAUAGCCGUGCCCACUCCUAGACACCACAGCCCCAUACUGGUGGCCGUGGCUGCGCCCACCCUGCCCGGCCUGGUGGACGACCCCUCCGGCAGCUGGUGCAGCAGCAGCGCUGCUCUGGGCGAAGGAUAGGUGGUGGCUGUCCGGUGGCGAGGCUGAGGGAGCGGCCAAAUUGGGGGCGGCGCUGCGGCUGUUGAGCGACGCUGAAGGCGGCGGCUGCUGCGACAAGCUUGCGGCUGAAAACCAAACCACUCAGGUCAACCAAUGGCACAAUAAGUAGGCUUUUCCUUUCGUCCUCACCAUUUCGGCUAUCAUUGGCUAUGGCGGUCGAUCGCUUCUGGAGUACGUCACGAAUGGCCUUCUUCUUGUUGCCAAUGUCGUUCUUCUUUCGCCGAAUGGCGUCCUGCAGUUGACGACGCUCGGCAUCCAUGCGAUUGAUCUCGGUCUUGUCGCGCCCAAUGCCCUAAGAGAAGAAAGCAGAGCAGUAUGUUGACAAGCCGGGGUGAGCAUUUCUUUCGCCGAAUGGCGUCCUGCAGUUGACGACGCUCGGCAUCCAUGCGAUUGAUCUCGGUCUUAUCGCGCCCAAUGCCCUAAGAGAAGAAAGCAGAGCAGUAUGUUGACAAGCCGGGGUGAGCAUAUGUGUGUGUGUGUGUGUGUGUCUGUGUGUGUGUAUCGAUCGGUUGACCUCCGAAGUCUGUGCGCUGUCGGGCAACGGGAGGUCGUACAGGGCAUGAGACACCAGAAUAUAAAAUGUAGGCGGCGAUCGGCAGCAGCCUGUGUGUACAAGAGACACAACAACGUAAUUUCCUGACUAAGUGAGUGGUGAGUCUAUACGUCUCACCUCUGUCGCCCUGCCUCUCCAGCAACGCUGUGGCACGCCCUCGCCCGCCAUCGUCACCGUUACCACACAAUGCAACGCCAUGCAAUGCACACGGACGCAACUAGAAAGUCCGCCUAUUAAAAACCCCAAUCCAAUCGGACACACACACGAUGCAGGAAAGUCCACCCACCGCUCGACAAAUCGGCACGUUAGAUAGCCAGAAAAACCAGACGUUAUAGAAAGGGUGUAGGUGUGGG